Messenger RNA from Spathaspora passalidarum NRRL Y-27907, 1016 nucleotides. RefSeq names its product succinate dehydrogenase iron-sulfur protein subunit (gene SDH2). Gene Ontology annotation, cellular component: mitochondrial membrane. The record is from RefSeq and is a predicted model, not a curated record. Gene Ontology annotation, molecular function: 2 iron, 2 sulfur cluster binding; electron transfer activity. Lineage: Eukaryota; Fungi; Ascomycota; Pichiomycetes; Serinales; Debaryomycetaceae. The transcript has a single exon. Gene Ontology annotation, biological process: aerobic respiration; tricarboxylic acid cycle; respiratory electron transport chain. Bases 37 to 837 code for a protein of 266 amino acids.
ACUUGCAUUUAUUAAAAAAGUCAGGCACAUCACAUCAUGAUCAGAUCAAUCAUUCCAAUCAUUCGUCAACCACAACAAUUACAAUUCGGAUUAAGGGCUUUAGCCACUGCUGCUGCUCAGCAAUCCCCAAGAUUAAAGAAGUUCCAAAUUUAUAGAUGGAACCCAGACACUCCAGAAGUGCAACCAAAAUUGCAAACUUAUGAAGUUGACUUGAACAAUUGUGGUCCUAUGGUUUUGGAUGCUCUUUUAAAGAUUAAGAACGAACAAGAUCCUACCUUAACCUUGAGAAGAUCUUGUCGUGAAGGUAUCUGUGGUUCUUGUGCCAUGAACAUUGGUGGUAGAAACACAUUGGCCUGUUUAUGUCGUAUAGAACCAGACACCUCUAAGGACUUGAAGGUUUACCCAUUGCCACACAUGUUUGUUGUUAAGGAUUUGGUUCCUGAUUUGACCCACUUCUACAAGCAAUACAAGUCCAUCCAACCAUACUUACAAAGAGACACUAAUCCAGCCGAUGGUAGAGAAAACUUACAAAGCAUUGAAGACAGAGCUAAGUUGGAUGGUUUGUAUGAAUGUAUUUUAUGUGCUUGUUGUUCUACUUCUUGUGCCUCUUACUGGUGGAACCAACAACAAUACUUGGGUCCAGCCGUCUUGAUGCAAGCAUACAGAUGGUUGAUUGACUCUAGAGAUGAAUACACCAGUAACAGAAAGGUUAUGUUACAAAACUCCAUGUCUUUGUACAGAUGUCACACCAUUAUGAACUGUACCAGAACAUGUCCAAAGGGGUUGAAUCCUGGUAAGGCUAUUGCUGAAAUUAAGAGACUUUUGGCUUUUGAUUAAGCAACUGUGUUGUAAGAAGGCUGAAUACGCAACAAAAAGGAGUAUAACUUGCAGUGUUUGAAAGUUUAAUUUGUUUACUACUUAAGGGACGUUCUUUAUUUGGUAGAUAUUUCUAUAUGCAUAGUUGGUAAUAUUUCUCUCAUUGGUUUAUAUAUUUAUUUAUUAUUUCCGUUUAUUUG